Messenger RNA from Eimeria mitis, 321 nucleotides. Its product is annotated as BNR/Asp-box repeat-containing protein, related. NCBI's taxonomy places the organism in Eukaryota, Apicomplexa, Conoidasida, Eucoccidiorida, Eimeriidae. The transcript has 3 exons. The coding region runs from base 1 to 321 and encodes 106 amino acids. The record is from RefSeq and is a predicted model, not a curated record. Gene Ontology annotation, molecular function: protein binding.
AUGAGGGGCCCCGUCGCCGCCGGGGCCGUCUUAGUCUUCGCGCUGUGCGGCUUUGGGCAUUUCUUCUUCUCCGCGGCCACUGCAGCAGUCACCAACAAAAAAGUGUCUGUGUCUGAGGUGUCGUUUGACAGCCACGUGGAGGACAUUCAGUGGUGCGGGGAGAACCACAAGACGGUGCUGCUGAAGACGAGAAGCGGCAGACUGUACAGGUCCAAGGAUGGGGGCAAAACCUGGAUGGAGAUCAGCGACUUGCUGCAGGCCGACGACGCAGCAGCCGCCGCCGCAGCAGCAGCAGCAGGAGGAGAAGCAGGAGCCGUUUGA